Molecule: messenger RNA, 2897 nt
Organism: Camelina sativa (false flax)
Lineage: Eukaryota; Viridiplantae; Streptophyta; Magnoliopsida; Brassicales; Brassicaceae
Source: RefSeq, a predicted model, not a curated record
CUUCCUUCUCAAAAUUUACUGAAAGUGCCACUGUUUUCGAGUUUGUUGGUUCUCCGAUCUCGGCGGUGUCUUCUUCUCCUCCGGUGGAUAUUCUCGUUUUGUUUAAACCUCCGGUGGUAGUGUUUGACUGAGCUACGGAUAUGCCGGUGGUUUCUCUGGCUAAGGUUGUUUCUUCUCCGGCGAUGGCCGGAGAUUUUUCUGUCCGCGUUCCGUUCAUUUAUGGGAGACGACUAGUGUCGAAUCGUGUUUCUUUCGAGAAAUUGAGGCGCCGGAAUUGUAUAGGUCACUGCGUAAGAAGCGAAUUGCAGAGUCCUCGUGUCGUAGGUUCCGUCACAGAUUUAGCGUUGGAUAAUUCAGUGGAGAAUGGUCACCUUCCCAAAGGAGAUUCGUGGGCUGUACACAAAUUUGGAGGAACUUGUGUGGGAAACUCAGAGAGGAUUAAAGAUGUUGCUGAUGUUGUAGUUAAGGAUGCCUCUGAGAGGAAGUUGGUGGUUGUGUCAGCGAUGGCUAAAGUCACUGAUAUGAUGUAUGAUCUCAUUCAUAGAGCACAGUCUCGCGAUGAUUCCUACCUGUCUGCUUUGGCUGCUGUUCUUGAAAUGCACCGAGCAACGGCUGUUGACUUGCUUGAUGGAGAUGAACUUGCGAGUUUCUUGGCUCGGUUAAAUGAUGAUAUAAACAAUCUCAAAGCAAUGCUUCGUGCCAUUUACAUAGCUGGUCAUGCGACAGAAUCUUUCUCAGACUUCGUUGUGGGUCAUGGAGAGUUGUGGUCUGCUCAGAUGUUAGCUGCUGUUGUGAGGAAGAGUGGAUUGGACUGCACCUGGAUGGAUGCAAGGGAUGUGCUUGUUGUUAUUCCGACGAGCUCUAAUCAAGUCGAUCCUGACUUUGUGGAAUCAGAAAAGAGACUGGAAAAGUGGUUUUCCCUGAACUCAGCAAAGAUUAUUAUAGCAACUGGCUUCAUAGCCAGUACACCGCAGAACAUCCCAACAACUCUCAAGAGAGAUGGGAGUGACUUCUCUGCAGCUAUAAUGGGUGCUCUGUUUAGAUCUCACCAACUCACAAUCUGGACAGAUGUUGAUGGCGUGUACAGUGCAGAUCCAAGGAAAGUUAGUGAAGCUGUUGUACUGAAGACUCUUUCUUAUCAAGAAGCUUGGGAAAUGUCUUACUUUGGGGCAAACGUUUUACAUCCGCGGACCAUUAUUCCAGUGAUGAAAUAUGACAUCCCAAUUGUGAUAAGGAACAUUUUCAACCUCUCUGCCCCUGGAACAAUGAUAUGUCGGCAGACUGAAGAUGAGGAUGGAUAUAAAUUAGACGCUCCUGUCAAAGGAUUUGCAACGAUUGACAAUUUGGCUCUUGUAAAUGUAGAAGGAACUGGAAUGGCUGGUGUUCCUGGUACUGCCAGUGCCAUUUUUGCUGCUGUCAAGGAAGUUGGAGCUAAUGUGAUUAUGAUCUCACAGGCUAGUAGCGAGCAUUCUGUAUGCUUUGCUGUACCUGAGAAGGAAGUUAAAGCUGUUUCUGAAGCAUUGAAUUCCCGAUUUCGUCAAGCUUUGGCUGGUGGCCGCCUUUCCCAGAUUGAAAUCAUCCCAAAUUGUAGCAUAUUAGCAGCAGUUGGCCAGAAAAUGGCGAGCACUCCUGGUGUUUCUGCCACUUUUUUCAACGCGUUAGCAAAGGCCAAUAUCAACAUCCGUGCUAUAGCUCAAGGUUGCUCCGAAUUCAAUAUUACAGUAGUUGUCAAGCGUGAAGAUUGCAUUAGGGCUGCAGUGCUCAAAGAAGAGUUCAAAAUUGACUUGCGUGUUAUAGGGAUCACUGGCUCAAGUAAAAUGUUGAUGAGUGAAUCGGGAAUUGACUUAUCAAGAUGGAGAGAACUUAUGAAAGAAGAGGGAGAAACAGCUAACAUGGAGAAGUUCACCCAAUAUGUGAAGGGGAAUCAUUUCAUUCCAAACUCUGUUAUGGUUGAUUGUACGGCCGAUGCUGGUGUCGCUAGCUGUUACUACGACUGGUUGCUACGAGGAAUUCAUGUGGUCACUCCGAACAAAAAGGCUAACUCAGGACCACUUGAUCAGUAUCUAAAGAUUAGAGAUCUUCAAAGAAAAUCGUACACACAUUACUUCUAUGAAGCAACCGUUGGAGCUGGUCUUCCAAUUAUCAGCACUUUACGUGGUCUUCUCGAAACAGGUGAUAAAAUACUGCGGAUUGAGGGCAUUUUCAGUGGUACUUUAAGCUACCUUUUCAACAAUUUUGUCGGCACCAGAAGCUUCAGUGAUGUCGUAGCAGAAGCAAAGCAGGCAGGUUUUACAGAGCCAGAUCCACGAGAUGAUCUAUCUGGAACAGAUGUUGCCAGAAAAGUGACAAUUCUUGCCAGAGAAUCAGGCUUAAGAUUGGAUCUUGACGGCCUCCCAGUCCAAAAUCUUGUGCCAAAGCCUCUACAAGCUUGUGCAUCAGCAGAAGAGUUCAUGGAGAAGCUACCUCAGUUUGAUGAAGAAUUGUCAAAACAAAGACAAGAGGCUGAAGCAGCAGGAGAAGUCUUGAGAUAUGUAGGAGUUGUAGACGCGGUAGAGAAAAAGGGAACAGUAGAGUUGAAACGGUACAAGAAAGAUCAUCCGUUUGCUCAGCUCUCGGGUGCUGACAACAUCAUCGCUUUCACAACCAAACGGUACAAAGAACAGCCUCUGAUUGUUCGUGGACCAGGUGCUGGUGCUCAAGUCACAGCCGGUGGAAUAUUCAGUGACAUUCUUCGCCUUGCAUUCUAUCUCGGGGCUCCAUCUUAACGCAAUCAUUUCUUCUAGGAACAAAUCUAGUAAUCAAAACCCUGUUUCUUCUACAUGCUAGAAUCUGUAAUAUGGAUUUCAGAGAUAUUCAUUCUUCUUAUAGAUGAAAUAAAAGUUUAUGGUAAUAAAACA